This is a messenger RNA of Pistacia vera, 953 nucleotides long. RefSeq lists its product as uncharacterized. NCBI's taxonomy places the organism in Eukaryota, Viridiplantae, Streptophyta, Magnoliopsida, Sapindales, Anacardiaceae. Bases 168 to 947 code for a protein of 259 amino acids. The record is from RefSeq and is a predicted model, not a curated record. The transcript has 5 exons.
AUCAACUAUCUGGCUUUCACUUGCUUAGUUGCUGAGCUUCUCCUCCGUCCACUUUUCACUUCCUUCUCUCACUUCAAUCACUCACUCACUCGUUUUUAUAACUCGCCGCCGACUCAGUCCCUCCACUGUUUCAUGCCACAGCUUUCCUCCUUUCUGAUUAGCUGACCAUGAAACCAUCUCGACCGUUAAUCACAAGACCCAUCAAACCACCACCACCACCACCACCAUCCUUAUACUUAACCAGAACCUGCAAAUUGAAUCCAAAUGUGAACCGGGUCUUUGAUUCCCGGCCUCUUUGUAGCAAAUUCCCAGUGACCUUGAUGACCAAAAGCUCAAGAAAUGAAGCUCCUUUGCCCGCAUCGACACACUCUUCAUCACCAGUAAUUUCGUCCAACAUGGGGAGGCUAGAAGCUCUAGAGGAGAACAUAGAGAAGGUUAUUUAUCGAUUUCGGUUCAUGGCGCUUCUCGGUGUGUUUGGGUCUUUGAUUGGUUCAUUUCUCUGUUUCAUCAAGGGUUGCAACUUUGUUGCGUCAUCUUUCAUGGAAUAUUUUGUGAAUCGUGGCAAAGUGAUUUUAUUGCUAGUCGAGGCUAUUGAUGUUUAUCUUUUAGGAACUGUAAUGCUGGUGUUUGGGAUGGGUCUCUAUGAGCUCUUUGUAAGCAAUCUUGACAUUGCAAAGUUACUAUCAAAAGAUGAAGUUCAUCACAGAUCAAAUCUCUUUGGCUUAUUCACUCUCAAGGAACGGCCGAGGUGGUUAGAAAUAAAAACAGUGAAUGAAUUGAAAACAAAGCUUGGGCAUGUGAUAGUGAUGCUGCUUCUGAUAGGACUGUUUGAUAAGAGUAAGAAAGCUGUUAUAAAUUCUCCUGUGGAUUUGGUUUGCUUCUCAGCUUCUGUGCUUCUAUGCUCUGGUUGCCUCUUUUUGUUGUCUAAGCUUAAUGGCCCCAAGUGAAAAAAG